Messenger RNA from Dichotomopilus funicola, 273 nucleotides. Its product is annotated as dolichol phosphate-mannose biosynthesis regulatory protein. Gene Ontology annotation, molecular function: enzyme regulator activity. Lineage: Eukaryota; Fungi; Ascomycota; Sordariomycetes; Sordariales; Chaetomiaceae. Gene Ontology annotation, cellular component: endoplasmic reticulum membrane; dolichol-phosphate-mannose synthase complex. Gene Ontology annotation, biological process: GPI anchor biosynthetic process. The transcript has 3 exons. The record is from RefSeq and is a predicted model, not a curated record. The coding region runs from base 1 to 273 and encodes 90 amino acids.
AUGCUCGACAAACUCGUCGGUCUCGCCAUGCUCGUGGCCGCCUCCGUCGUCUUCCUCUACUACAGCAUCUGGACCCUCCUGAUGCCCUUCGUCGACGCCGACCACCCCCUCCAAGCCUUUUUCCCGCCCCGCGUCUGGGCCAUCCGCCUCCCUGUCAUCCUCGUGCUGCUCGGCAGCGCCGUGGUGGGAUCCUUCCUGAGUGUGGUGAUGAUCCGCAGCAACCGGAAGAAGGCGGCUAAGGCGAAGGCUGCGGCUGCUAAGAAGAAGGCUUGA